This is a messenger RNA of Pestalotiopsis fici W106-1, 858 nucleotides long. RefSeq lists its product as uncharacterized. The record is from RefSeq and is a predicted model, not a curated record. NCBI's taxonomy places the organism in Eukaryota, Fungi, Ascomycota, Sordariomycetes, Amphisphaeriales, Sporocadaceae. The transcript has a single exon. The coding region runs from base 1 to 858 and encodes 285 amino acids. Gene Ontology annotation, molecular function: protein binding.
AUGGCUCAAUCUGAGCAGACGCCGCAGAAAGUUACGGCUGUAGCUAGCGUGUGGGCCAUCUCCGAGAUCGCCGAAAGCAUCUUGGCACGUUUGCCCAUGAAAGACCUCCUCUUAGCUCAGAGAGUUUCCACCAGCUGGAAAUACCUGAUUAAAAGCUCGCCAGUCUUACAAGAACUUCUUUUUAUGCGACCAAGGCAAUCGGAAACAGUUCCAAAGAGUUCAUCCAAUGGCAAAAUCGUCCGCGAAUACAACCCGCUCCUCCUUGAGCACAUGCCCACAUGGUUUUCGAGACCAAAAGGUAUAUCUUUCCAUACCGUGGAAAAUGCGCCAUGGGCCCAAACGGGCUCGAGGCCUGCGUUUCUCUGUCGAGAUGCAAGCUGGCGGCAUAUGCUACUAGCACAACCGCCCUUUACCAUGUUCGAAAGUGCCCAGCACGUGUAUACCAACGACAGCAGUGAUUCACUGCUAGUCGGAUGCAUCGAGUGCCCAGCUGGCGUACGUAUGGGACUGGCCUAUGAUCAAGCUGUACAACCAGUCCAGGACGGGCUUGCCAUCUUUCCCAACCAUUUCUACACUCUCAUGGACGGGGUUAUUGCCCAUGAUGCCCAAGGAUUGACUCUACUAGAUGGUGGAGAAUGGCCAGAAAGACUAUUUGGGGGUACCGACAAGUUUACAAUUUUCUCCUGGGUUACUUUUAGUAAUGUGACGCCAAGUGAAGAAGCCAGCGAGAUGAAGCGGAAUCAUUUUACCAGCGCAGGAUUUGAUCCAGUUGAGAUUGUCCUUCACAGGAUCAAAUCGCCGGAUGAAAUUGUGCUCUAUGGUGUUCCAUGGUGGUGCCAAGAGGGUUAUUUAAUAUGA